Echinostoma caproni is the source of this 153-nucleotide messenger RNA. The record is from the annotation of a GenBank genome assembly. NCBI's taxonomy places the organism in Eukaryota, Metazoa, Platyhelminthes, Trematoda, Plagiorchiida, Echinostomatidae.
AUGGAUUAUGAAAUCGAUCGCACUGAUCAGCCCAGUUUGGCAGAAAUGACUGCAAAAGCCGUGAGUAUUCUACAACGCAAUCCCAAAGGUUUUCUCCUCAUGGUGGAAGGUGGCCGCAUCGAUCAUGGGCAUCACGUGAAUCAAGCAAAGUAA